Messenger RNA from Blepharisma stoltei, 1633 nucleotides. NCBI's taxonomy places the organism in Eukaryota, Ciliophora, Heterotrichea, Heterotrichida, Blepharismidae. The record is from the annotation of a GenBank genome assembly.
AUGAACUCGACCGGAAUGUAAUUACUUACACAGUGUUUUCAUGAAAUCUUUGACAUGGUCAAGGGAUUCUCAUGGCCUCUUUGACUAUGAGUCACGAAAUAUCCUCAAAAGAAAUUUAAAAGCUUACGGGCCAUGCGAAGUUUUAAGAAAAGGCAACGAAGUGACCCUUUGUACCUCAAUGAACGGAGUCUCACAGCACACGGCUGAGUCCUUGCCUCUUGCAUCAUUAUUUCAGACUGAAACAGGUUUAUUUUACAUAAAACCAGUAGAAAAUGAACAGCUUUGGCUUGUGGUGAGAUCUUACAAACAACCGGGCUUAGAAAAUGGUUACCAGCUUUCAGAAGGCGACGUGGUCAAAUUUGGCCGAGUCAGAUUUAGAGUAAGAUCUGUCAAGACAAGCCCUUCUGCAGAGCCUGAGGGAAUAGAUGAAGAAGCCUUGAUAAUAGACUCCAGCUUAGAAAGCGAAAAUAAAACAUGUAGAAUUUGCCUUUCAGAUGGAAGUGAGCAUGACAACCCUAUGAUUUCUCCUUGUAAAUGCUCAGGAUCUGUCAAGUAUAUUCACUUACUGUGUCUUGUGAGGUGGAUAACGUCCAGGCUGGCAAUAAAAGCUGACGAUAAUUUGCAUUCUUAUUAUUGGAAAUCCGUGGACUGUGAAAUAUGUAAACAUGCAUUUCCAAUGACGAUAAAUUAUCAAGGGAGGAUAAAUGAGCUGUUUCCAAUAGAAAAACCGGCAGCGCCUUAUUUAAUUUUAGAAGAAAUUAGUAAGGAAAGAAGCAGCAAGUCUAUACAUGUGAUUCAUUUAAGAAGCAAAGAUACGGUAAGACUUGGGAGAGGACACGAGAGUGAAGUUAUACGAAUUAAAUUAAUUUUUGGAAAAAAAAAUAAAAAAAUAUUUAUAUUUAUGAUAUAAAAAAAGGAAAAAACAGAAGAAAAAGGGUAGAAUUUCUGAUAUAUCAGUAUCAAGAUGCCAUGCAAUUAUUUCAUAUAGAAAUGGAUCUUUUUACUUACUCCCCCCCCCUUUAAAUUGAAACAAAAAUUUUGUUUUCAAUUUAAAGGGGGGUCAAGAAAAUUUUUUUAUAAAAAAAUUUAUAUAUAAAAAUUUUUUCAGAGAUAAAAUUUUAUAGAAAAUAAAUUAUAUAAAUUUAAAGAAUUUCAUGAAAAAUUAAUUCAUAAAUUUCUCAAUCUCAAAGUGUAAACUUGCUGAAAUGGUAUUCUUCUAACUCUCCCCAUAACAAUUGGACAAAAUAGAGUUUAAUUUCUAAAUCUUAUAUGUUUGAAGCAUAUUAAAUAGGGUAUUAACGUGUUUACAUAUAAAAUAAUGAUUUUUACCUAUAAAAUUUUGUUUCAAUUUAAAGGGGGGUAAUUUCCCAAAAAAGUAGGAAUUUUACCCUAUAUUUUGUUUCAAUUUAAAGGGGGGGAGGAGUUAGAAGACAAUAAAUCUAAAUUUGGGACUCUUAUAGAAGUAUCCGAAGGGUACGCGUUGGACGCAAACUCACAAAUUGCUAUGCAGGUGGGGAGGACAGUUAUUUCAUUUUCCAUCAAAGGUGAAGGGCAGAACCAUACUAGCGAGUUGGAGUCUUUAAACAUGUCUCUUGAUGAAACUGUUGCCGAUCCCGAUUUUGAAGAAGAUUAA